Sinocyclocheilus anshuiensis is the source of this 986-nucleotide messenger RNA. Its product is annotated as chemokine-like receptor 1. The transcript has a single exon. Gene Ontology annotation, biological process: positive regulation of cytosolic calcium ion concentration; inflammatory response; complement receptor mediated signaling pathway. NCBI's taxonomy places the organism in Eukaryota, Metazoa, Chordata, Actinopteri, Cypriniformes, Cyprinidae. Gene Ontology annotation, molecular function: G protein-coupled receptor activity; complement receptor activity. Gene Ontology annotation, cellular component: plasma membrane. The record is from RefSeq and is a predicted model, not a curated record. Bases 1 to 804 code for a protein of 267 amino acids.
AUGUACAUAUUUUUUGGAGUGUUAAAUCUAGUCAACAUGUUUGCCAGUGUGUACAUCCUGGUUGUGAUCAGUGUUGACCGCUGUGUGUCUGUGGUGCGUCCAAUCUGGGCACAGAACCAUCGGAAUGUGAGCCGAGCUUCUGUGGUGAGCUUUGGAGUUUGGUUAUUCGCCCUGGUGCUGAGCUCACCCUACUUUGUCUUCAAGGACACUGCACCCGACCACAGCAACUCAAACAUAAUCAACUGCUUCAACAACUUUGCAUUCUCCGAUGACUAUGAAACACCAGAGGUGGUGGAGAUCCGUAUUCUACGGCAUCGUGCCAUGAUCAUUACCCGUUUCAUCAUAGGCUUUGUGGUGCCUUUUGUGAUCAUCGUCUCUUGCUAUGUGGUCAUCAUCCAUCGUCUCCAAAGAAACCGUUCCAUGUCUGGCCGAACUGGACGUCCCUUCAAAAUCAUUGCUGCUGUGAUCACCGCCUUCUUCAUUUGUUGGGCUCCUUACCAUAUCCUGGUGCUCAUUGAGAUGGUAAACCACAUGAGGGUGAAAUACAGCUCCACCCUGCAAUAUGUCACCACUGUUGGAAUUCCCAUUGCGACCAGUUUGGCUUUCCUAAACAGCUGCCUGAACCCAUUGUUGUAUGUUUUCAUGGGACAAGACUUUAAAGACAAGGUGCGCAAGUCAAUACUGAAGGUUUUGGAAACUGCUUUCACAGAGGAAGUUUCACGCACAAAUACCUGCACAAAUUCAAUGCCCACUUUUCGAAACAAAGAGAACGGGAGCAAGUCUUUCUCUGAUGCAGAAGUAUAACAGUAUAACAUAAAUGAAGCACUUUUUCUAAAGAAGGACUUUACAAAGUGUCUCAUGUGGAUCUAAUGCCAUCAUUAAUAAAAGUGAGACACAUUAACCUGAAGAACUGGACCAAAGGAAAUUCAGUUAGUUUGAAGCUUUACAUUAAAACUGCCUUGCUCUUAUGGGGAAAUGCUUAUGUG